This is a messenger RNA of Mesocestoides corti, 759 nucleotides long. The record is from the annotation of a GenBank genome assembly. NCBI's taxonomy places the organism in Eukaryota, Metazoa, Platyhelminthes, Cestoda, Cyclophyllidea, Mesocestoididae.
AUGAUGGGGUCUUCGUACAAGGUUGUCUUUAUUCGACAUGGCGAAAGUGUUUACAAUCAGGAAAACAGAUUUUGUGGUUGGCAUGAUGCUGAUUUGUCUCCAAAAGGUGUAGAAGAGGCUACUAACGCCGGAAAAAUGAUAAAAGAAAAAGGUCUAUCAUUCGACGUGGCGUUCACCAGUCUUUUAAAGCGUGCUAUCAAAACUCUUAACAAUGUGCUUGAAGUGAACGAUCUUCAUUGGAUCCCAGUUCACAAAUCAUGGCGCUUGAAUGAGCGAAUGUAUGGCGGUCUGCAGGGAUUGAACAAAUCUGAAACUGCUGCAAAGCACGGUGAGGAUCAAGUAAAAAUCUGGCGUCGUGCCUACGACAUCCCGCCACCUGCGCUCCAAACCUCUGAUGAGCGCUGGCCAGGACAUGAGGAAAAAUACAAGAUGCUCGACAUCGAAUGCAUUCCGGUAACUGAAUGUCUGAAGGAUACUGUGGAACGCGCUCUUCCAUUCUGGUUCGACGAAGUUGUUCCUGCAAUCAAGUCUGGAAAGCGGGUUCUCAUUACUGCCCACGGAAAUAGUCUUCGAGCUAUCGUUAAGUUUCUAGAUAAGAUACCUGACAAUGAUAUCGUGGAACUCAAUAUCCCUACAGGUAUUCCGCUGGUGUACGAAUUGGAUAAGAACCUUCGCCCUGUAAAACACUACUACCUUGCUGAUGAGGCUACCGUUGCAGCUGCCAUCAGUAGCGUCGCCAACCAAGGCAAAGCCAAGUAG